Messenger RNA from Triticum turgidum subsp. durum (durum wheat), 654 nucleotides. NCBI's taxonomy places the organism in Eukaryota, Viridiplantae, Streptophyta, Magnoliopsida, Poales, Poaceae. The record is from the annotation of a GenBank genome assembly.
AUGGCUGCUGCGGCGUUGCUCCUGGUGGCCGCGCUCGUCGCCCUUGGUUCCGGCCAUGGCGGCGAGGCCUUCGACCCCAACCCUCUCCAGGACUUCUGCGUCGCCGACUCCACGUCCAAAGUGCGCGUGAAUGGGUUAUCAUGCAAGGACCCGGCGGCCGUGGUGUCCGACGACUUCUUCUUCGCCGGUGCCGACAAGCUGCGCGACACGACGAGCGAGCGCUACGGGUACUCAGCGCUGACCGUGCAGAUCCCAGGCCUUAACACGCAGGGCCAGCGGUACGCCCGCGUCGACCUUGCACCGGGGGCCAUCUUCCCGCCGCACUACCACCCCAGGGCGGCCGAGACGGCCCUGGUGCUGGAAGGCUCCGUCUACUUCGGGUUCGUCUCCUCCUACCCGGACAACAAGCUCUUCGCCAAGGUGCUCAGCAAGGGCGACGUGUUCGCCGUGCCGCAGGGGCUCAUGCACUUCCUCUACAACAACGGCACCGCCCCUGCUGCGCUCUACGCCAGCCUCAGCAGCCAGAACCCCGGGCUGGUGCUCCUUGCCGACGCGCUCUUCGCCGGGGCUCUCCCCGAUGAUCUCCUGGCUAAGACGCUCCUCACGGAUAAGCACACCGUGGACAGCAUCCGGGCAAACUUUCGGCCGUCUUGA